GGUAAAUUUAAUUUUAAAUGAAAAUGACAUCCAUAACAGGCAAUGACAUCAAAUUAUAUAAAUAUGAAAGUUUCUUGUACUUUUUAUUGUGGACGAGUGCAGUAUUAUAUUCUAUUUAUAAUGUAUUUUUAAUUAAUACUUAUUUUAUUAAUUAUGAUGAUUCAUAUGGUGAUUUUGCACCAGGAUGGAAAUGGAUUGGAAGGAAACAAGAUAUUUCUGAUCAAGAAUGGAGAAUAUGGAUACCAUUAAUAAUAAGAUUAAUACCUUGGUUAUUUCUUCAUCAUUUUAUUAGUCGGAUUGUUAAGAUUACAUCAAAUUUUGUGCUAUUGUGUUGUUGGUACAUCUUUAUAUCCAUGUUAUUUUUGUAUUUUUAUAUUGGAAUAUUAGGCAUGUUAUGUGCAUUAAUGCAACCAAGUAUAUUAUAUAUUUUAACAUAUAAACGUAGCACAUAUACUAUAUGGAUAAUAAAUAUAUUAUUUUUAUUUAUAAUACAUUUUUUAAAAAUUCCGAAUGGUUUCUUUCAAAAUAUAUUUAAAUUUAAUGAUGAAGAACAUUAUAUUUUAACUCUUAUAAUGUGUUGGAUUCAAUUAAGAAGUAUCAGCUAUUGUAUAGAUAAUAUCAAAUCACAUUUAGAAAAUAAUUAUGAUAAUAUGCUUUUCUUUGUACAAAAUUUUCUAUAUAAAUUAGCAUAUUGUUUAUAUUUGCCUACAUUAUCCUUAGGACCAUUAAUUUUGUAUCAUGAAUUCAUUAAUUCUGUAAUAGAAACAUCUCAAUUUUUGAAACUUGCAAAUUUUGGAAAUUUUAUUUUUAAUUUAAUUAGAUAUAUUUUCUGGAUAUUUUUUGCUAACUUUUUCUUACAUUUUCUUUAUUUUAAUGCAAUACAGUAUCACCCAGAGAUUGUUAAAAGUUUAAAUCCAUGGGCUUUAUAUGGAUUAGGAUAUUGCAUGGGACAAUUUUUUUUAAUUAAAUAUGUUGUAGUAUAUGGACUUAAUCAUACUUUAUGUGCAAUAGAUAAUGUAAGAGCCCCUCCACAACCUAAAUGUGUAGCAAGAAUUCAUUUAUAUUCUGAUAUGUGGAAAUAUUUUGAUCAAGGUUUAUAUAAAUUUCUUAUAAGAUACAUUUAUGUACCUUUAUUAAGAUUAAAUUUCAGCAAAUUAAUUGCUUCUUUUUUAUGUUUUACAUUUAUUUUCAUAUGGCAUGGAAUGCAAACAAACAUUUUUAUUUGGGCAUUCUUAAAUUUUAUAGGAUUAAAUAUUGAAAGUUUAAUUAAAUUGGCUGAAAAAAAAAAAUAUUAUUCAAAUGUACAAAAAAAAUAUCUAUCACAAGCAAAUUUCAGACGUUUCAAUUGUAUUUUAACAAGCCCAUUAUUAGCCAUGUCAGUAAUAUCCAAUUUUUAUUUUUUUGUUGGAGAAGAAAUUGGAAAUAUUUACAUCUAUAGAAUAUUAUAUGAUACAUGGUACAGUAAAUUCAUUUUACUGUUCUUUCUUUAUUGCUGUUGUCAAGUCUCUAUAGAUAUAAAAAAUUGGGAAUUACGAAAAUAUUCAAAACUAUAAAACACUAGAAAUUCCACACUAUUAUACAAAAUAUUUUAA
Messenger RNA from Apis laboriosa (Himalayan honeybee), 1592 nucleotides. RefSeq names its product protein-cysteine N-palmitoyltransferase Rasp (gene rasp). Gene Ontology annotation, cellular component: endoplasmic reticulum. Lineage: Eukaryota; Metazoa; Arthropoda; Insecta; Hymenoptera; Apidae. The record is from RefSeq and is a predicted model, not a curated record. Gene Ontology annotation, molecular function: palmitoyltransferase activity. The transcript is spliced from 7 exons. Bases 18 to 1553 code for a protein of 511 amino acids. Gene Ontology annotation, biological process: protein palmitoylation.